CGACGACGACAACUACAACAAUAACAAUGAUAUUAUCGUUAUCUCUGUAAGGCGGCACAUUGAUAACCGCCGUGUGCGCCGUGUUCGAUGUGCGAAAUCGUGUUGAACUCAGUCCUCUCAGACCUCUCGCUACGAAUGACGGUCGAUCAGAAGCGAGAGAUCAACAGAGGCAGUUGCAGUUAAACUUGCACACCGUUUUGCUUUGUGAAAACGCACCGUUCCCCAGAGUCUGUCAAUCGGUCUUUGGUUUUGCUGGUCUUCGCAUCGGCACGACGAUCUGGUAUCGUGUUUAAUUGGCGCGGAGUCUGAGCACCAGCAAUCAUGAACAAGCAGACGGAUCAGCUCACGGACGUGUUCAUAUCGGACGAAGUGUUGAUGAUGUGCCACAACCUGGCGCUGCUCACAGAAAAGGAAGAGGUCGCCGCUCUGCUCAUUGGCCAGAAAAUAAUACACGAGUAUGGAACCACUGUGUCCGUGACGGCGCUGUCGAUACCGCCUCGGGGAGAGAUAAAAAAGGACCGCGUAGAAAUCAUGUCUGAAGACUUGGUGAACGCUAUGGAAGAUGCCAAACACUUCUCCCGCAUCAAAGGUGCUAAUUUGAAUGUCAUUGGCUGGUAUCAUUCACAUCCUCACAUCACUGUGUGGCCAUCUAAUGUCGAUUUGCAAACUCAGUUGAACUUACAAAAUAUGGAUUCAUGUUUUAUUGGUAUAAUUUGUUCAUCAUAUAACACAGACACUACAACAAUGAUGAAAGAAAUGAAAACGGUAUGCUUUCAAGCAAAACAAAUGAAUGGUACGGUGCAAAGAAUAGAUGUUAAAUUUCAGGUUGCACCUACAACCUGUACCAGCCAAUUGUCAUUUGGAGUGAUUGUAAAACAUAUUGAAACAUUGUAUGAUGAACUCAUAAAAAAUUAUAAUGAAGCUAAUGAAGGUGAUAUAAGUCCAAUGGCUCAGCUUCAUAAUGAUUCAGUAUACACUUUGUCUGGAAUACAUAUGUUAGAAACAGUGGCUAAACCUAUGCUGCAAAUGUUAGAAACACAACGUGAAAGUUCAACUAAAAGAAUUCAAAGUCUUCAAACAAAACUAGAACAGCUCUCAUUAGGUAUUAAUGAUGAGCAAUAUUGUGAUGGUACAAACAAAAAUAAUGUCGAUCAUGAGAAUAGUGAUGAUUCCUCUGAGGGCUUAGUCACAUCAGUACAAAUAAAAAAUCAACCCAAAGAUAUAAAGAAAGGGAAAAAGUCUAGUAUGGUAUCCUCUCCAGUCUAAAUUCAUAAAUAAUAAGCAGCUUCAACAGAAGCAUACUUAAUGAAUUUAUUGACUAUAUUUUAUUCUUACUUGUCAUUUUUUUUUAAAAAUAUAUUGUGUAUUGUUUAAUGUAUAUAAAGGUUUUGUUAAAAUGUUUGUUUUUUUUUUAUCAAUAAUGUUACUAUUUUUUCACUUAUUAUUGGACAGUUUUGUACAUCUUUGUAUUCAGUUUGAAAGAGCUAAAAAAAUAUUUUAUGGACGGUAAAAUAUGUUGAUUGUAUUAUUGAAGAUAAAUCAUUUAUUUUCAUUUAAAAAUUAAACA
This is a messenger RNA of Aphis gossypii (cotton aphid), 1567 nucleotides long. RefSeq names its product lys-63-specific deubiquitinase BRCC36-like. The record is from RefSeq and is a predicted model, not a curated record. The transcript has 6 exons. Gene Ontology annotation, cellular component: BRISC complex; BRCA1-A complex. Gene Ontology annotation, molecular function: cysteine-type deubiquitinase activity; metallopeptidase activity; polyubiquitin modification-dependent protein binding. NCBI's taxonomy places the organism in Eukaryota, Metazoa, Arthropoda, Insecta, Hemiptera, Aphididae. Gene Ontology annotation, biological process: double-strand break repair. Bases 322 to 1266 code for a protein of 314 amino acids.